AUGACUAACAUCUAAGUUGUCUCAUAGUAUAGAAUUUAUAAGGAUAGCCUUAUUGGUGAAGGUCAAUAUGGGAAGAUUUAUGCAUGCGAAGAUACAUAAAACCUUAAUUUAAAAUUAUGCGCAAAAAUUAUCGAAGGUUAAGUAGAAGACCCUAAGACUGGUAGAGAAAUGGAACUUAUGUAGAUGAUUAUGGAACAGGGAAGGAAUAAUAAACACAUUGUAGGAGUCCAUCAUGUAGAUAUGAAUAAAUAAAGAAUUAUUUUAAUAUUGGAAAGAUGUGAAUGUGAUUUGCAAACGCAGUUCAAGGAAAGGAGGAAAAACAAUAAAUAUUACACUCCUGUGGAAGCUAUUAAUAUUUUGAAAUAAAUUAUCAAAGGUUAUAAACUACUCUAUGAUAACAAAGUGAUACACAGAGAUAUUAAACCUUAAAACAUUUUAUAUUUGGAUGGUGUAUAUAAAAUUGCUGAUUUUGGAUUAGCCAGAGUUUAUCAAACAAAUGAUGAGCUUACUAAAGCUGGAACACCAAAAUAUGCCUCACCUCAAUUAUUUGAUUAGGGUUCCAAUUUUACAAAUUCUGCAGACAUCUAUUCGCUUGGAAUCGUUUGCUAUGAACUUAUAUUUGGAGGCCUGCCAUACUAAGUAGGCAGUUUACCUUAAUUGAUAAUGAAGCUAAAAUAAUUAGAAUCAGACCCAAUAAAAAUUAAUCUCUCUGCUGCUGGAAUGACUUAAGAAAUAGCUAAUUUGAUAGAGAAUAUGUUAAAGUAUGAUGAAAAUAAAAGAAUCACUUGGAAUAAUUUAUUUUCUCACCCUUUAUUAAAAGACUAACCAUCCUCUUAAGUCACUCAAAUCACUAAAACUUCUCCAACGCCUCAGAUGAUUCAAAUCCCUUAAUUCUAAAUCAAGCCUCCAUAGUUUGUGUAAAGUGCUAAUCCACAAAAAAUAGAUAAACUUCCAUAGUCUCCCUCUCUACCCUGCUUCUAAUCAACCCUAGAAAUAUCAGAUCAACUUUAUUAAAUAGCUACCUUUAUGCAUUUUGUUUUAGAUUCUCUAGAUAAGCAUUUGAAUCAAUAAAGAUAAAUACAUGCCGAUGUAAUCAAAAUAAAGUAACAAUUAUACUACCUUUCAUCUUGCUUUUAUUAGCAUAGCAAAGCAAUAAAACAUAAAUCCUAACAUAAAUCUAACACCAAUCAUUCUUUAGCAGAUGUUGAAAGAGCAAUAAUAUAGCUUGAGACAGCUAAAUAAUUACUUGUAGAUUAAACAAUCAACUAUGGUUUAUCGAAAGAUUUUCCAUUUAGAGAAACUUUGGCUGAUUUUACAGGCUAUUUCGUAUAAUUGAGCAAUUUAUUAGCAAUCUAAUUCCUAUUUCCAUACACGAAUAAAUUUAGUUACUAUUUAGAAUAUUUGCAGUAAAUUAUAAAGAUUUAUUUAUAAAGGUUACUCUUUUGUUUGACAAAAUUAAAAGAAUUAAAAGAAGGAAAAGAUACAACAAUAAUUCAUAAAUAUAUUGUUGAUAUUUAGAUCUAAUUACAAAAUGAAAUUGUUAUUAAACAAACCUUGAAUUCUAAAAUUAAUAAUUGA
Messenger RNA from Paramecium tetraurelia, 1578 nucleotides. RefSeq lists its product as uncharacterized. Gene Ontology annotation, biological process: autophagy; protein autophosphorylation; autophagosome organization. Lineage: Eukaryota; Ciliophora; Oligohymenophorea; Peniculida; Parameciidae. Gene Ontology annotation, molecular function: ATP binding; protein serine/threonine kinase activity. The record is from RefSeq and is a predicted model, not a curated record. Gene Ontology annotation, cellular component: autophagosome; cytoplasm. The transcript is spliced from 6 exons.